CGUCCUCACGACUUGGUUGUUCACUUCGUCGUUGGAAACAGGCACAGAUUUGUGAACGAUGUUGCCGAUUUUGUGGAGCAGACUCUCGCGCUUUUCCUCCGCCUCCGUCGCCGCCGCCUCGAUCGUCGGCAGGCGCUGCUUGAGCUCUGCGCUCUUCGCCAGCAGGUCUUGGCACGGAUCUUUGGCGUCCUUCUUCUUCCGCUGACCGAUUUCCUUGUUCACUGCGUUCAACUCCUUCUUCAGCUGCUCCAACUGAAACAAAUUCUCUCGCCAUUUCUUGUCCACCGCCACUGCCUGGUCAACCACCUCGCCGGAACGCCCGCGCCGAACUUCGCUGUCUCGCACCAGCGCGGGGUCGCCGCCCUUCUCCGCGCGCAAAAGGUUCACAUCGAUUGUCAUCUUGUUUUGCCGAGUCGAAAGAAAACGCAGAUGGCGACUCUGACAGCCGGUGGAAGCGAGGGCAGAGCCAAGGAGACGCGCCACCGCUGGGGAAAAAACGAUACAAAGAGAGAGACAGGGUAGGCAGUGAUCGAGAAGUGAUCGCGAGGGGAAGCGUGCCUCUAGACGCCAGCUCGGAACUCUUUUCAAGGUCGACUGGAGUCGUCUGGCCAAACUAAAAGUGUGGACGUGGUAGGCAGGAGAUGCGAAAGGCAAAAAUCGGCAGAAGAGACAGGAGAUACAUGCAACUCCGAUUCUGGGGGAUGGGGACCUCAAAUGUCGGUGGGCGCGCGCGCGCUCACACUGUGAAAACACCCAGCGGCCUCUGGAACUCAAACUGUCAGUGCUUCUGCCUUCUGUCCUUUCGCGGGCUGUCAAAUGCAGUGUUUAGAAAAUCGACUUUCGAAUCGGCAGAUGUUGUCUGUCUAAAUCCCUUCUCGGACGGAAAACCUGCCCCGGUCGCGUCAGCCUCCGGGUAUUGUUUGCCGCGCGUGUCUGCAGGCGCUGGAACUCUUUCUCACCAACACGGAUGAGUUUUCGUGUAUUUGCCGCGCGCACCGCUCUACGACUUGCGUGAAGACAUACGCCUCGAUUCCUGCCCUUCUACGUCUCGUCUUUGCCUGCAUCUGCUCACCGAGAGUCGUUUUCCAGUUGAUUUAGCUCUCGAUAUCAGAGGGGUUCGGAGUCGACGAAAGUUCGCGGGGCAAAGAGACAAAAAAAGGAGCGGGAACAGCGGUGCAACAGCCUCAAGAUUCGAAGACUGCGUUAGCCCCCCUUUUCCCAAAGAGUGGGGGUAGAAGUCGGGGGGUUAACCCCUUGGAAAAAACAACAUCGAGAGCCCCCACCCCGCACGUUCUGGAAACUUGGCGACAGAGACUUGGUGCCCCAGUCCGUUCGGAUUCACUGCGAGGAAAAGGGGGGUUGUCGGUCGGUUGCCACGAUUCGCCACUCGUUUUUUCCUGCUCUUUUCUCCCUCUGUUUCUUCCCUUUCUUUCGCCGUCUUUUGUCUCCAUCACUGUCAAAAUGAAGGUCUACAAGGACGUUUUCACUGGUGACGAGCUCUGCUCGGACUCCUACGCGGAGUUGCCCCCUAUGGACGACCCCAGCCUCUCGGAAGUUGCGUUCGAGGUUGCAACCAAGCGUAUCGUCAAGGGUGCUGAGGACUACGGCAUUGCUGACAAUAGCGAGGAAGACGGUGGCGGCGUGGACAGCACGUCCGAGACCGUGGUGGAUGUGGUCGACGCUUUCCGUCUGCAGGAAACUCCGUUUUCCAAGAAGGAGUUCGGCACCUACAUCAAAGGUUACAUGCAGCGUGUGAAGGGUCAUCUGGAGAAGAACCAUCCGGACCGCGUGGACAAGUUCAUGAGCGGCGCCCAGGCUCUCGUGAAGAAGAUUCUAGGCCAGUUCGACGACUUCCAGUUUUUCCUCGGUGAAAGCGCAGACUGCGAAGCCGGCGUUGUCUUCGCUUACUACAAGGACGGCGAGGAGGCGCCCCGCCUCAUCUACAUUCGCGACGGUCUGAAGGAAGAGAAAUACUAAACCGACGCUCGGACCUGUACAACAACUGCUGAAUAGGGCAGUCACCUCGGAUAUAUGCGCUCGCGGCGUGACGUGUGUGCACUCGUGGAGGCUGCAAAAAAGGGAUCGGCGAGGAAAGGAGACGCGUGGGUGGAGAAAAAAAUGCAUUUUUCCACCCUGCGGCUCCCAGGAGGGAAUGCGUUGUCUCAGAGUUUCACAGCAGGUGGGCAAUCGGUCUCUAGGAAGAGAGAUGCACGAGAACUCUCGAGGUUGUGUGGUGUUUCGUAUCCCAGACAAGAGAAACACGUCAGAGCACGCGAGUUUGCGCUGAGAACCUGACGGGAAGAACGAUGGCGAAGGCAGAUUUUUAAAAUGCCACAUGUUUGUAGUUUUUCGGGGUUCCACGUUGAGAGACAAAAACUGUGAAUUGCUGCACCUCUGCCCUCGUUUCGUUGUGAACAGUCUCGACCCAGGAUGAAGUCACUUUGUUUUGUAGUCUCACGUGUGUCUUCUGACCACGGCGGACGCAGCCUCCCAGACCCAACGCAAAGCACUCCUCGGUUAACGAAAUGCUGUCGCCACAGACAGAAGCGAACGCGAUGCAGACUUUUGAAUCUUGCAAGUCUGCUUUGUAAGACGCACGAGAGGCUGCACUAGUCGUGGUAGUUCUGGAACGG
This is a messenger RNA of Toxoplasma gondii ME49, 2633 nucleotides long. Its product is annotated as histamine-releasing factor, putative. The transcript is spliced from 3 exons. The record is from RefSeq and is a predicted model, not a curated record. Gene Ontology annotation, molecular function: calcium ion binding. Gene Ontology annotation, cellular component: cytoplasm. NCBI's taxonomy places the organism in Eukaryota, Apicomplexa, Conoidasida, Eucoccidiorida, Sarcocystidae. The coding region runs from base 1462 to 1977 and encodes 171 amino acids.